This is a messenger RNA of Chanos chanos (milkfish), 1556 nucleotides long. RefSeq names its product fascin actin-bundling protein 1a (gene fscn1a). Bases 67 to 1542 code for a protein of 491 amino acids. NCBI's taxonomy places the organism in Eukaryota, Metazoa, Chordata, Actinopteri, Gonorynchiformes, Chanidae. The record is from RefSeq and is a predicted model, not a curated record. The transcript has 5 exons. Gene Ontology annotation, biological process: establishment or maintenance of cell polarity; actin filament bundle assembly; cell migration. Gene Ontology annotation, cellular component: lamellipodium; cytoplasm; ruffle. Gene Ontology annotation, molecular function: actin filament binding; protein-macromolecule adaptor activity.
CUCCAGCAGAAUCAUCCCUCUCCAAUUCAAACGAGGCCACGUUAGCAUCACCAACGUGCAACCAACAUGACUGCAAAUGGAACCAGCGACAUGCUCAAAAUCCAAUUUGGGCUUAUUAAUUGUGGAAACAAAUACCUCACAGCUGAAACGUUUGGAUUCAAGAUCAAUGCCUCCGCCACCAGCAUGAAGAAGAAACAGAUUUGGACCCUGGAGCAGGAUGGAGAUGAUUCAAAUGUGUUCUUUCUGAAAAGCCACCUCGGGAGGUACAUCGCAGCAGACAAAGAUGGCAACGUCACAGGUGACAGCGAGACCCCAGGAGAGGACUGCAGGUUUAUCAUCACAGCCCACGAUGAUGGGCGCUGGUCCCUGCAGUCCGAGACCCACAAGCGUUAUCUGGGUGGCACCGAGGACAGAAUUACCUGCUUUGCCCAAACCAUCUCCAUCGCUGAAAAAUGGAGUGUCCACAUUGCCAUGCAUCCCCAGGUGAACAUCUUCAGCCUCACCAGGAAAAGAUACGCUCACCUGAGCUCCAAACAAGACGAAAUUGCAAUUGACAGGGAUGUUCCUUGGGGUGUUGACUCCCUCAUCACCUUAGUCUUUCAGGACCAGAGGUAUCACCUGCAAACUUCUGAUAACCGGUUUCUGAAGAACGAUGGCAGCCUGUCCCUGAAGCCUGACAAGUCAACUGGAUACACACUGGAGUUCAGAUCUGGAAAAGUGGCGUUCAGAGAUUGCACGGGGAAAUACCUUGCUCCCUCUGGUCCCAGUGGAACCAUGAAGUCCGGCAAGAGCUCAAAGGUUGGGAAAGACGAGCUUUUUGUUCUGGAGCAAAGCCACCCUCAAGUGGUGCUUACCGCUGGGAACGAUAGGAACGUCUCCACCAGACAAGGGAUGGACCUCUCUGCCAACCAAGAUGAAGAGGGCGAUCAGGAGACGUUCCAGAUGGAGAUCAGCAAGGACACAAAGAAGUGUGCCUUCAGGACCUGCACUGGCAAGUACUGGACCCUGACUGCAAAUGGUGGGCUCCAGUGCACCGCCUCCACAAAGUCUACUAACUGCUACUUUGACAUUGAAUGGCGUGGGAAGAAAAUCACUCUCCGUGCUGCCAAUGGAAAAUACGUGGCAGCCAAAAAGAAUGGACAGCUGGCAGCCACAAUUGACUCUGCUGGGGAGACAGAGGAGUUCUUGAUGAAGCUCAUCAACAGGCCUAUCAUUGUCCUGCGGGGAGAGCAUGGUUUCAUUGGCUGUAGGAAGGUGACUGGAACCCUGGACUCCAACCGCUCGUCCUACGACGUCUUUCAGUUGGAGUUCCACGAUGGGGCCUACAGCCUCCAAGAUUCCACUGGGAAGUACUGGAUGGUAGGGAACGAGUCUUCAGUUACCAGCAGCAGUGAUAGCCCUGUGGACUUCUUCCUUGAAUUUUGCGACUACAAUAAAGUGGCCAUCAAGUCUGCUGAGGGAAAAUACCUAAGGGGAGACCACGCUGGUGUGCUGAAAGCCAAUGCUGAUGAGCUGGACAGCUCUACCAUGUGGGAAUACUAGAAGAAGCACUUGAG